Leptinotarsa decemlineata (Colorado potato beetle) is the source of this 1314-nucleotide messenger RNA. RefSeq names its product TweedleE (gene TwdlE). Gene Ontology annotation, cellular component: chitin-based extracellular matrix. Gene Ontology annotation, molecular function: structural constituent of chitin-based larval cuticle. NCBI's taxonomy places the organism in Eukaryota, Metazoa, Arthropoda, Insecta, Coleoptera, Chrysomelidae. The record is from RefSeq and is a predicted model, not a curated record. Gene Ontology annotation, biological process: chitin-based cuticle development.
UGAUACACAAGGUCUAUGAGCAAGUAACACUUUUACCUUUCUUAUUACGGCGCAUCUUCAUUACAAGAGCGUAUACCAUAUCUUUAAGAGUGGGGCAUUUCUGUAACAACAAUAUAUGAUCCCCUACCGAUCAAAAUACCGGGUGCCCCUUUUAUAUUCAUAUAAAUAGUAUUUCACCGAAACUUCGAUCAGUAGUGAAAACUCAGUGGUGGUUAUUUUUUCUCCAAACCAAAAGAUGAAAUAUUUGGUGGCAAUAUCAACGCUGGUAGCGGUUGCGUUUGCAAGGCCUGAAGCUGGGUACAGCUACAGUGCUCCGAGCGGACCGAGUGCCUCCGGAGGUGGCUAUCCUACAGGACCUUCUUCAUCGUACGGUGCCCCGCCUCAGCAGCCAGUUGUCCAGAAACAUGUAUACGUUCAUGUUCCACCACCAGAAACUGACUUUCCAGCGCCAAGGAAACCCAUUACCGUUGCUCCAGCACAGAAACAUUACAAGAUUAUCUUCAUAAAGGCACCAACUCCACCAACCCCAACUGCACCAAUCAUUCCAGCUCAACCACAAAACGAAGAGAAGACCUUGGUAUACGUGUUGGUCAAGAAACCUGAUCCAGAACCAGAAAUCACCAUCCCAACACCUGCUCCCACUCAGCCAAGCAAACCAGAAGUAUACUUCAUCAGAUACAAGACACAGAAGGAAGAAGGUGGAUACCCAGCGAGUGGUCAACCAGAUACUUCUUACGGUGCUCCUACUGGUGGAGCUAGCCCUUCUAGCGAAUAUGGUGCCCCAAGAUCUAGUUUCUAAGAUGAAGAUAUACUGAGGAAAUGUAAAUUUGUAAAUACCUCUUAUGCCAGUUGAACACUAUAUAUAUUGUGAUUCUUAUAUUCUAAAUAAGAGCUUAAAACCGGUAGACAAAUGUAUCAGAUGAAAAAAUAAUCAUAGAAAAACGAUUGCUUCAUGGCCCAAACUAUUCAUGACGAGAACGUAUUGUUCUAAUUGACUGAAUAGUUGAAUCAUAAUAAAUCAGUCAAUAUUUGACCCACAAACUGAUAAACUGAGGAUGUCGUUUUGUUAAAAUACUUAUUGUUGUUAUUCUUGCAAUAAUUUUUAGUGAAUUAACGAGAAUAAGUAACUCACGAUUAUCUGAUAAGAUGAGGAUGAUAUAUUCAAAAAAGCUUCAUACAAAUAUUCCGUAAUUUAGGUCUGAGAUUUUAUUGUAGUGUUACUCAUAUUUACUCAUACGUACCUUUGUACCAAAGUAGGUACCUAUAAAUAUUUUUUUACUUUUAUUUUUGAAUAAAAAUGAAUGAAAAUGAAGA